Polyodon spathula (Mississippi paddlefish) is the source of this 1885-nucleotide messenger RNA. RefSeq names its product platelet-activating factor acetylhydrolase 2, cytoplasmic-like. Lineage: Eukaryota; Metazoa; Chordata; Actinopteri; Acipenseriformes; Polyodontidae. Gene Ontology annotation, molecular function: 1-alkyl-2-acetylglycerophosphocholine esterase activity. The record is from RefSeq and is a predicted model, not a curated record. The transcript has 11 exons. Bases 227 to 1393 code for a protein of 388 amino acids.
GAGUACAGUCAUUUCGCUGGUGUAAGUUUUACACGCACUUAGUACUAAUACGCGUGUAGUUGUAUUGUGGAUUUGUAAACACAGCCAGCGAAACCGACGAAGGGUUUGUUUAUUUUGGCUGCAUUGAACUUCAGUGAGAGCUAUUUGAAUCAGAAUCUUUUGAUCAGUAACUUAAACGCCUUAAAGUACCUACUUUGUGAAAGCAGAGCCGAAGUGUACUCUCACCAUGGGCGUAGGGCAGUCUCUGGGGCUGCCCCCGGGUUCAGGACCCCAUCAAGUGGGCUGCACUGACGUCAUGGCAGACCACACCAGAGAGGGGAGUUUUUUCCGCCUGUACUACCCCUGCAAGCCAGAAGAGGGCGUGGAGGAGCAGCCCCUGUGGAUCCCCAAGUCUGAGUAUGUUGUGGGGCUGGCAGACUACAUGAGCCUCAACAAGAGAUGGUGUGUCCCCCUGCUGAACCUUGUAUUCGGAUCGUUCCGGGUGCCUGUCAGCUGGAACGCUCCUCUGAUUCCCGGACGCAGAUUCCCGCUCAUCAUCUUCUCCCACGGCCUGGGAGCUUUCCGAACUCUGUACUCUGCAGUGUGUCUGGCGAUGGCUUCACACGGCUUCCUGGUGGCUGCAGUGGAGCACAGAGACCAGUCAGCCUGUGCCACCUACCAUUACCAGAAGGGACCCCCAGAGUCUCCCCACGGCACCCUGCACGAGGAGUGGGUUUAUUACCGCAGACUGGAGCAGGGAGAGAAGGAAUUCAAACUGCGGAACUGCCAGGUUCACCAGCGAGUGGAGGAGUGUGUGCGGGCCCUGGACCUCCUGAGUGACAUUAACAGUGGGAAGAGCAUCCCUGAUACCCUGCAGUGUCGCUUCGACAUGGCCAGCCUCAAGGACUGCAUGGAUCUGCAGCAGGUGGGGGUGAUGGGACACUCGUUCGGGGGAGCCACCUCUCUGGUAGCCCUUGUCAAGGAUACCCGGUUCAGGUGUGCCGUCGCUCUGGAUGCCUGGAUGUUCCCCAUCGAGAAUGAGCUGUACCCCCAGGUGAGGCGGCCAGUCUUCUUCAUCAACACCGAGAGCUUCCAGACCACAGACAGCGUGGGCAAGAUGAGCCGCCUGCUGGCAGCCUGCAGCCCCAGCCGGAUCAUCACAGUGCUCGGGACGGUGCAUAAGAACCACACUGACUUUGCAUUCCUGACGGGGGCGCUGCUGAGCAGAUUUAUCGAGACCAGGGGCAGGCUAGAGGCCGAGAAGGCCCUGGAGAUCACCACCAGGGCGGCGCUAGCGUUCCUGCACAGACACCUGGAUCUGGAAGCCGACUUUGACCGGUGGGAUGCCCUGGUUGAAGGCAAAGGGGAUGAUGAUGUCAUUCCUAAUGCCCCUUCCUGCCUGAGCAGCCUAUGAGGGAUUGUGAUUCUUGUGAUUCCCCGUUCCCAUUGGUCGCACUUGAAAGGACAGUCCCCAGCCUGUCUGCAUCACAGGCAGCCCUUGUUUCUGUGUGGCGAGUCAGCGCCCUCCCUCCACCUCAUGAAGACACACAGAAUUUGCAGUGAAAGGAUGCCACAGUCUUGAGAUCAGUCCUGCUCAGAUUUACAAUGGAACACAGUUCUUUGGUGAAUGUUUGCCACAUCAUCUGGCUUUCCAUGCAAAGAAAGAAAGACGGUAUUUAGUGUAGCUUCAGGGACACAAGCUUCCUCCCCGUUGAACUGUGUGAGUCUGUGGCACCUGAUAGGACAUGAGUGGCUGACUAAGAGUUAAACCCACAGACCCGCGACAGUCAUUGUACAACCUGCAGAAUAAAACUGAUCUGUAAGAUCACUGUGUGGGUGAUGUGUGCACCCUUCAUACGUCGACAGGGUCAUAAUUCAAGUUGCAAAUUAUAUCAUUUUAAAUGAA